Messenger RNA from Prosopis cineraria, 4282 nucleotides. RefSeq lists its product as uncharacterized. The record is from RefSeq and is a predicted model, not a curated record. NCBI's taxonomy places the organism in Eukaryota, Viridiplantae, Streptophyta, Magnoliopsida, Fabales, Fabaceae. The transcript has 4 exons. The coding region runs from base 194 to 1609 and encodes 471 amino acids.
CCGGAGGCUCUCUGCCAACCGGGAGAACCGGCCGGCGAACAAGUCGGCCUUCUCUGUUACCGGUUUUGGCAUCUCGUUGUGUUACGGGAAAUGAUAAAGCCAUAAAGCAAAAUGCAUAAUGAGAGUGUAGCAGAAGCCAUCAAUCGAUCUUGAACCAGAGUGAAGAACUACUACUCUGGAUGCGUUUGCGGUGAUGGCACUCGACGUCGCAACCUUCGAAAGCAUUUGCCCUUCUCGAUUUAUCGCAUUCACGAUUCCCGAUCCCGUUUGUUCUGAUUCACUGCUCCGAGUUGCGGUUCUGGACUCACCGAUUCCAGCUUCUGACUCACCCCUUGUUGCUGCCAUGUUCGUCCCUGAAGCCCGCGAAACUGAUUGGAUCUUCUCUACUGAAUGGGGUCAUCUCCAGCUGCUCUUUAGUUCUCCUGGUGUAUCUCGCCUCAUUUUGUUGGGAAACGAAUUCAGUGAGGGCGAUUCUUCACCAACUAUUUAUCACCGUCCGGUAGUAUCUUCGUUGCGUCGGAAGGAGCUUGAGGUAUGCUCUAAACCUCUUCUCCUCGCCUUGUCUCCGAGAUCGUUAUUUAAAAAUGACAUUCCGGAGGUACCGAUUUUGAGUUAUGAAGAUAAUUUGGUUUCUAGUGUGGUAAUACAUAAAUGUGUUGGUUGUCUUGUUGGUGAAAUGCUGGUUGAAGAUGUUGGAAUUGAAAGCCAGAGUGGCGUGGAUGGUUGUUAUAAACGGGAAUUUCGAAGGCGUUUGAGGUUCAAGAGGAUGCCUAAUUUGAUUCAGACUGAAAUUCUUAUAGUGCCUGAUACAGAAGAUUUUCAUUCGCCUAGUGUAGGGAUUGGUGAGGUGGAUUUUAUGCCUGAUCUUCGGGUUUUGGUUCACCCUUACUUGGCUCCGAUGGUGGCAAGCCUAUCGUUGAUCAGUGAAUAUAUAGAGGGGCGAAUUCAGCUUGGGAUUAGACCAAAAGCUUUAUGUCUUGGGGUUGGAGGUGGGGCUUUACUUUCUUUCUUGAGAGACCAAUUGGAUUUUGAGGUCAUGGGUGUGGAUGCUGAUAAGGAAGUUUUGAGGGUUGCAAAGCAGUAUUUUGGAUUAGAAGAUAGUGAGUUUAUGCAUGUUGUUACUGGAGACGUCAUUAAAUUUGUGAAGAAACUUUCACAUCAGGCAAAUUGGCAUCCUAUGUGUUCUUCUGCCGCUUAUGAGCACGAGGCUCAUUGUCACUUUCCUGAUGGUGAAGCUGUCAACCAUAAAUUCGAUGUCAUUAUGGUUGAUCUAGAUUCACAUGAUGUAAGGAGUGGUGUAACUGCUCCACCAUUGGAAUUUGUUAAGAAGAAUGUUCUUCUGGCAGCUAAGUCAGUUCUUUCUGAACUUGGAAUUCUUUCUAUAAAUGUCAUUUCUCCUAGUAGGUCCUUCUAUUGCAAACUGGUACAUCAUUUUCAGGAAGUUUUUGCGGAGUUGUACAAGAUAGAUGUGGGCAAUGGUGAAAAUUUUGUAAUUAUUGCAUCAGCAUUACCACAUGUGUCUUCUGUUGGAGACAGCAAUAACUCUUUUUUUAUGCGACUGAAAUCAGUUAUUCCAGAAGCAUACAUAAAUUCCAUAACAAAGAUAUAAGGUCUGAGUAAUUGCAGAUUGGCUGGGCAAAUGCAUUUUUGGGAUUUCAUUUUGACUCACAUUCUUCUUUAGAAGACUGAUGAUUGAUUGAAGAUCAUCUAUACUGUUGUGAAGUGAUUCAAUUGCAUAAUUAUUCUCCGUGCCUAUUUUCUCCUCUGGUGAGAUUCAGCUUCAAAGAAUUGAGCAGAUACUGUAAUUAAGGGCCAUUUCCUUGAAAAAGCAGAUUUUCUUCUUUUUGCGGAGAUCCAAUUGCUUUGAUGGGGUAUUCACAUGGUUUUAGACUGUUGAGCUUCAGCUUAAUUGUCCCCAAUAGAUUUAGCACUGAGAAAGCUGCUUAGCUGAUCAUAUUUAUUUUUUGACAUUAAAGAGGUUAUCUCUAUUUACAAUGGCUACCUAUUUGAGAAUGAUGAUGUUUGAGAGAAAUGUGUGCAGACUUUGGAUGGGAUAAUAAUUGAUAGUUCUCCAGAUGACAGAUACUUGAGAUCUUGGUGGUGGAAGAGGUGUACUAAGAAUUGGCAACAAAGACACCAAUGUAGCCAACCCCUGCGAUAAAGAAGGCAAGAGAUUGCAGGAAGAGGUAUAUGAAGUACCUAUUCUUCCCAAAGGCUAGGUCGUAGCAUCCACAGAUGAAGAGAAUAGAUGAAACAAGUCAAAUAGUCUUGACCUUGGAGUUCCCACAGCAUUAAGCAGAGUAAUGAUGGAAGGUAUAUACACGGCACCCCACUUUGGAACUUCCACUUCAGGAACAAGAACAGUUGCAGGCAGAACAACACAGUAGAACAAAAAUGUUACCACAUGGGCUAUGAUCUUUCUGACAAAGAAAAAGCUAUAAAUCACAUAGAACUUCUUCCACAUAGAUACUUUCUGCAAGGUAUGAUGAACAAAGAAUUAGAAGAGAUGGGUAACUGUAAAAUGUCCUUAUUGAGGUCCUCCGGAGGUAAUUAUAAAAAAGUUGAGAUUAAUACCUUGUUUCUUAUGAUUUCCAAGGCCAUUUUCCUGAAGAGAUUAGCUGGCCCACAAGACCAUCGGUGUUGUUGAUAACGGUAGGCUUUGAAUGUACUUGGCAAUUCAUUUUUCACCUGAAUUUAUUUGUGAAAUUAUGAGUUCAUGCAAAAAGAUCAGUUGAAAACCUUAUUCAAAUUACUGUGCACCAUCUUAAUUUAUAAAAUAAUCUUAGAUGCUCAUGAGAAUAUCAUCCAUGCGUGAGAAGUUCUUGGGUAGAUAUGAUAGAUACAUCCAACAAAUUAUGAAGAAACAAGUAUGUUAGAUGUGUGCCCUCUAAAAUGUGCCAAAUAUGUUUCAUAUUUAUUCAUAAUCGGUUUGCUCUGUCUUCAUUUUGUCGGUUUGCCAAAUAUGUUUCAUAUUUAUUCAUUAUCAAGUCAGAUUCAUUUUGUUGGUCUAUUUUUUGAUAUGUAGUUCAACACCCAGUGAAAUAACACUACGGUUCAAUUAUUUUAUCCAUCUUAAGAAUGCUUGUUCAUGUAUUGACCUGAUUUCAGGCUGAAUUUGGAUCUAAACUUUUAUAUGAUUUUGUUGGGUUUUGGCUCCGACCACUUGGGCAACUUCUACAAAAGAUAUUUUGGUCAGGUCAAUUAAGAGACAUGAACAUGAUCAGCUUGAUUUAUCUAUUUCUGUGAAUAUGUUUAUCAGAAGGUUUUUCAAUGGAUUAGACCAAAAUUGACAACCUGGCUCAUAUUUUACGAUACCUGAAGGUCACCGAGGUAUAAAAAUUUCCAGCCCUUGAGACCUGCUCGGACGGCCAAGUCCAUGUCUUCGACGGUUGUUCUGUCCUUCCAUCCUCCUGCCUCAUUGAGUGCAGAAAGCCUCCAGACACCAGCUGUGCCUGUAUAUGCACACAAUAUUAUCGUCUCCCUCAUGUGAGCCUUCCUUUUGUUAUGCAGAAACGAAUACGGGGUGAAGCAGCUGUAAUAAGGUACUAAAAGAGAAUGGUUUACCAUUGAAACCAAAGAAAGCGUAGGUAGAGGAUCCAACUUCCUGCUCAACUUUGAAAUGGUAAUCCAGUGACAUCUGUUGCAUUCUUGUCAUCAAGCAUUCAUCAGCAUUUACUGCGAUACAACGGGAGAGAAUAUUACUGUUCCAGGAUCCGCUUUAAUUGCAUCUCCUAAAUUCUAAUUAUUGUGUUGACAAUAUGUCUAAGGAUGCUACUAGAAACUUGAUAAUUUUGGAAAAGAAAAGGAAGUACCGAAAGUCCAGCGAGCUUGGAGGAGAGCAAGUUGAGGGUUGUGGAUGAGGAAGGGAAGGGUGCGGAGGAGGAAGUCGGGUUGAGGUUGGAAGUCGGCGUCAAAGAUGGCGACGUAGUCACAGAGAUGGACGUAGGGAUGCUUCAUGCCUUCCUUGAGGGCUCCUGCUUUGUAGCCUCUUCUGUUCUCUCUGAUCUCAUACUUGAUGUUGAUGCCUUUGCUCUCCCAUCUCUUGCACUCCGUUUCCACCAUGUCCUGUCAAAUACAUUUCCAUUAAAUUCAAAGACAUUAUAAAGUUCAAAUACAAAAAUUAAGAAAUGGAGGACCUUGAUGAGAGGAUCAGUGGAGUCAUCCAGAACUUGAAUGAUGAUCCUGUCAGCCGGCCAUGAUAGCCCGCAUGCUGUUCCUAUUGACAGCUUGUACACCUGCAUGCUCCCAUGCACCCACACCAAUCACACUUGCUUCUACCUCA